This is a messenger RNA of Actinia tenebrosa (Australian red waratah sea anemone), 1049 nucleotides long. RefSeq lists its product as uncharacterized. The record is from RefSeq and is a predicted model, not a curated record. NCBI's taxonomy places the organism in Eukaryota, Metazoa, Cnidaria, Anthozoa, Actiniaria, Actiniidae.
CUGGCUUGCUCAGAGCUAGGAGUUCUGAUCUCAUUUUCGGAUCUCAGUUAGAAUCACCAGAAAAUGAUUUUUCGUAAAAGCUUUCUGCUUUUCGCUUUAAUUCCUUUAGUUKUCAAUGUGGCCACUGAGGAAGAGAAAGAUGAGAAGAUAGAGAGUCUUCCGGCAGAGUUAAGAGAAGAGAAUCUUCCUACCGCUAAACCAGCUCCUAGUUUUAAAAUCCUAGCAAUCCUUGCAAGAAUGGAAGCAAGACUUCGACGUCUUGAAGCCCUCGGUGUGCAGCAACUCAGAGGAAGAGAUGGUCGUGAUGGUAUGCCAGGGAAGCCAGGAAAGGACGGUCACAAUGGAAGAGAUGGUGAACAAGGACCAAGGGGACCAAGAGGAUUUCGAGGGGUUCGAGGAAUCAAUGGAGCAAGAGGUCCUCGAGGACCUCCAGGUGGCGGGGUGCAGUACGUUAGAUGGGGAAAGACUUCUUGCCCUCGUAUUUCUUCUCUCGUUUACAAAGGUAUCAUUGGUGGAGAGCACUACACGCAUCCUGGUGGUGGUACAAACUACAUGUGCCUCACAGAUAAUCCCAAAUAUGUGAAUGCCAAACCUGGUUUCCAAAAUGGUGGAAGAAUGUAUGGUACCGAAUACGAAGUCAACGAUAACGCGCAGUUAUUCACAAAAACACUUCAUGAUCACGAAGCUCCAUGUGCUGUAUGUUAUGCACCUUCCCGCACUGCCAAAUUGAUGAUCCCUGGGACAAACGUGUGUCCCGCGGGAUGGAAGACGGAGUACUGGGGCUACCUCAUGACGGAGCAUUACUCUCAUCCCCACCCAAGAGAUUUUAUCUGCGUCGACAGGGAUGCAGAAACUGUCGUUGGUUCGCAUAAGAAUUAUAAUGGCGCUCUUUUGUAUCCAGUUCAAGGGGUUUGUGGUUCUCUGCCUUGCAAUCCUUAUAAGCAAGGCUUAGAAUUGACAUGCGCAGUGUGCACAAAGUAAUACUGUUAAUGAAAAAAUGAUGACACGGUUAUUACUGUAUGCUAAAUAAAACACGCUCUCCAAAACAA